ACGAUGUGAUAAGUAGUAUAAAUUUGUAAAAAUAAUCUGAAGUAAAAUCAACUUUUAAUGACAAUUCUGAGUUGAACUCCCUAAAUAGAUAUUUGUAAUUGUUUUCCACUUAAAAGAAUAAAAGUUAUUGUGUCAAAAUGUAAAAGAAUUUCCUCUAAAUCAUUGCAGUUAGACGAAUCGCCCUCAGUGAGGGGGGAAGGGGUGUUUUGUGUAACUUGGUUGCAAAGUCAGAAGUGUGACUGACGGGGCGUGAGUGUCACAUGUCACCAUAAACAAACUGCAGUUUGACACCUUCGCCUCACGCUCCGGUCAGAAACUGUUCCCGCACCAGUUAGAGACGGGCAGCUAUGGCGACUGUGGUGGACACGCAGGACACCUUUGAGUCGUGGCUCAACAAGGCCACAGACCCAAAUAAUGAGGAGGAUAGAUGGGACUGUAUUCAGGGCUUCUACCAGCUGGUCAACCAAGAGGCUGAUGGGCCACAUGUAGCUCUUCGUCUUCUUGCCCAUAAAAUCCAGUCUCCACAGGAGAAAGAAGCUCUUCAGGCUCUCACUGUUCUCGAGGCUUGUAUGAACAAUUGUGGAAAGCGGUUCCACAGCGAGGCAGCUAAGUUUCGCUUUCUGAAUGAACUUAUCAAAGUCUUAACGCCAAAGUACUUUGGCGCGUGGAGUCCACAGAAAGUUAAAGAGAGAGUGACGGAGGUCUUCUACGGCUGGACGCUCUGGCUUAAAGAGGAACCUAAGAUUCAGGAAGCCUACAACAUGCUGAAGAAACAAGGCAUCGUGAAGAAGGAUCCCACACUUCCAGACACGGUUGUUAUGGCUCCUCCGCCUCAAAGAACCACAGAGUCUGUUUUUGAUCAAGACGACAAGGCCAAGAUGUUGGCUAGACUACUGAAGAGUGGCCGUCCUGAAGACCUGGAAACCGCCAACAGGCUAAUUAAAAGCACCAUCAAGGAGGAGCAGGAAAAGGCUGAGAAAGUGUCAAAGCGAGAGUCGACCCUGAUGGAGGUUGAGAGCAGCACCAAGCAGCUGAGAGAGCUUCUGUAUCAGCACAUCGAUACUGAAACCUCGUUUCAACCCAGCGAUGAUGUGAAGGCGCUGUAUGAGUGCUGUGAUCAACUGAGGCCCCGCCUGUUCAGGCUUGCCAGCGACUCCAUGGAUGACGAUGCAGCUCUGGCACAAAUCCUGGCUGCGAACGAUGAGCUAACACUUGUAUUAAACGCCUACAAAGACCUGAUGGCAGGAGGAAAAUGCAACAGAGGAAGAACAAGAAGUAAAAGUGAAGAAGUAACCAAUAAAAGCACCUCACCGACUAGCCCCCGAGAGAUCAAAAGCUACCACCUCAUCGACCUGUCAGCACUGGACUCUCCUCAAACCCACAGAAAAGCUGAUUCUCCUCCUGUGUUUGAGUCCUCCUCACCCUUCUCCUCUCAUUCGGAGAGCAACUGCUCAUCAGAAGCCGAAAAGAACUUGGGUUUUAAGGACCUGGUCUCCAAACAGACUCAGCAGAAUCCAAAGUCGUAUUACGAGGAACUGAUGCAGAUCAACCAGAAUUGUCAAAUGACGAAUUUUGAGCAGAACGGAGAGAGAAAUGUUUUGCUGAGGAGCCGUGGCUGUGGGGGAAGCAACACAACAAACAACGGGUCACUUCCUCAUCUGCAGCAGGUCACAGAGUCCGGAUCUCCGACUACAACACAGAAACCGCUAAACCGUGUGUCUGGAUCUCCUCUAAAGCUGGAGGAAAGCUCCUCUUCCCUUCAAACACUUAAAGAUAUCUUUGUUCCCCUGGAGACCAUCAGAUUCUGUCAAAUGGAGCCGGUGACGGUGUACAAUCAGGUCGGUAUCCACGUGUCACUUCACUUUGCCAGAGACCGUCCGUCAGGUCACCCAGAAGUGGCCGUGGUCGUCAUGUCAGCGGUGAACACGUCCGCGCUCCAUGUUGAGGACUUCGUGUUUCAAGUGGCCGCUUCAAAGGGCAUGUUGGUGAAACUCCAGCCAGUGUCUCGGACACACCUCCCUCCUUACAACCCUCUCCUACCUCCACCUUCUGUCUCACAGGUCAUCCUGUUAGCUAAUCCACAAGGCUGUAAAGUUCGUCUGCGCUACAAGCUGACUCUGACUCAUGGAGGCCAAAGACUGAGUGAGACAGGAGAGAUCGACAGCCUCCCUGACUGGACCGCUAUGAUCAAACUCUAAAAAUUGACUCGUUUUACUCCAAAGACCAGCAGCGGGCCUGAAAACAACAUGUUUACAGCACAAUGAAACCAAAGAAUAACACCACUAAACUGGGCUAAUAUUACUGUGAAUAAUCCAGGUCCUCUUAAAAUGCAACGACAAAUAAUUGUCUUAAAUACUUUUGAUUUUACAGGGAAAGAAGUUAAUUAUCAACUCUUAUUUUUCUGCAGCAGGUUUGUAAAAAUAACAAUGUAAUGCUAAAUUAAUGGAAGUUGAAGAGGUUUAUUAAUAGCCGUAAUAAAGUGUGGAAGUUGAAGAUGCUGUACAGCAAUUUCAUAUUGGUCUUAGCUACAUGGACUAGCCAUUAGCUCAUCAAUCCAUAAGGUCCUCAAAGCUGUUUCACUGAACUGAGGCUGUUCAGGAAGCUUUCAAACUUUAAUGUUGCCUUCUGGCCACUAGAGGGCGCAUGAAAAAGACAGGGCUUUAUAAAAGGAUGUCCUCAGUCCUCUGAGCAAUUUUAUUGGAUGUUUCAGUCUCCAGCGUCAUUUAGUUUACAAAUAAUUUAGAACAAUCUUUGAUUUAUUUAUUAAGGUCAUGUUUUAGGUCUCAAAGUCUAAAAACAUGUAUAUUGUUUGUGUUUUAUUAUGAGAUCUGAUGAGUUACUGGUUACAUGUGUGAAAAUGUUUAUCCAAUAUGUUUUAUAUGAAAAUAUUUUAAAAACUUUUGACAUAAAUAAAUAUUUGCUUUUAUUGAAUAUUUCUUACAAAUGAAGUUUCCUUAAAACAUCAAAGUUUUUUCUCUGUUUAGUGAAAACUUAUGCUAAACUACUAUUACUGUACACUGGUGUGGUGUGUUUUUAAUUAGGUAAAGUUUCAUUUAACUUAUUUUAAGGAUAAAUUUUAAGGGGAGGGAAAAUGCUUCUGUUUUACCAAAGGAGGAAAAUAAUGUUGACUAAAAAUGACUAUCAGUCCUCCUUUGGUUUAUUUAAUACAGCAUUUAGACGUUUUUAUUUGCUGAUAACAUUUUUUUUAAUAAUUAUUUUCUACUUUACCUUUUUCUGUAUUUUCUCUCAGGUUAUUUGUUUUCUUGAAUUAUUUCAACUCAAAAGUCUUCAGUCAAAUAUGACACAUCUGACAACUCGCUGCUGUAUUUUCUUACUGUCAGUUUCACAUUAUGAAGCCUAAAAUUACCACUUUGGAGCCAAAAGUUUCACAAGAAUAAAGAUUUUGCUAUAA
Molecule: messenger RNA, 3412 nt
Organism: Nothobranchius furzeri (turquoise killifish)
Lineage: Eukaryota; Metazoa; Chordata; Actinopteri; Cyprinodontiformes; Nothobranchiidae
Product: ADP-ribosylation factor-binding protein GGA2
Biological process (GO): Golgi to plasma membrane transport; intracellular protein transport; protein localization to cell surface
Cellular component (GO): trans-Golgi network
Molecular function (GO): phosphatidylinositol binding; ubiquitin binding; small GTPase binding
Source: RefSeq, a predicted model, not a curated record